AUGGCUACCAACAUCACCUUCCACGCCAGCGCCCUGACCCGCAGCGAGCGCACCGAGCUGCGCAACCAGCAAGGUCUCACAAUCUGGCUGACCGGACUCUCCGCCUCGGGCAAGUCCACUCUCGCCGUCGAGCUCGAGCACCAGCUCGUUCGCGACCGCGGCGUGCACGCCUACCGCCUCGACGGCGACAACAUCCGGUUCGGACUGAACAAGGACCUUGGAUUCAGCGAGGCCGACCGUAACGAGAACAUCCGUCGCAUUGCCGAGGUCGCCAAGCUGUUCGCCGACUCCAACUCCAUCGCCAUUACUUCUUUCAUCUCGCCCUACCGGAAGGAUCGUGACACUGCCCGCCAGUUGCACGAGAUUGUCACGCCCGGCGAGGAGACCGGUCUGCCUUUCGUCGAGGUCUAUGUUGAUGUCCCCGUUGAGGUCGCCGAGCAGCGUGACCCCAAGGGUUUGUACAAGAAGGCUCGCGAGGGUGUUAUUAAGGAGUUCACUGGUAUCUCGGCUCCUUAUGAGGCGCCUGCCAACCCGGAGGUUCAUGUGAAGAACUAUGAGUUGCCUGUUCAGGAUGCUGUGAAGCAGAUUAUCGAUUACCUGGACUCCAAGGGUUACUUGCCUGCCAAGAAGGAGUAA
Molecule: messenger RNA, 636 nt
Organism: Penicillium egyptiacum
Lineage: Eukaryota; Fungi; Ascomycota; Eurotiomycetes; Eurotiales; Aspergillaceae
Source: the annotation of a GenBank genome assembly